Molecule: messenger RNA, 392 nt
Organism: Acaromyces ingoldii
Lineage: Eukaryota; Fungi; Basidiomycota; Exobasidiomycetes; Exobasidiales; Cryptobasidiaceae
Exons: 4
Coding region: 1-360 (119 amino acids)
Source: RefSeq, a predicted model, not a curated record
AUGGGCGGAGAUCUACCGCCCCAAGGCGGCUAUGAGCCUAUCCGGUACAAGCGUAAUCUCCCCACGCGCGGACCGGGCGGCCUGGCCAUCUUUGGCGGCGUGCUGGCCAUUUGCGCAUAUGGCUUCUAUCGUGUCGGCAUGGGAAACCUUGAACAGCGAGAACUGAAGCGAGAGAAGGCCUGGUCGAGAAUUCACCUCGUACCGCUACUUCUUGCCGAGGCAGACAGGGACACGUACAGGCGCGAGCAGGCGCAGUACGCGCGCGAAAAGGAGAUCAUGAAGGAUGUACCCGACUGGGAGGCACGCAAGAGCGUAUACAACACCAAGCGGUACACGCCUCAGAGCUUCGUUGUCCUCUAAGCCAAGCCAAGGCCUCACAACCUUACAAUCAU